AGUUCCUCCUAGAGAGUCUGGAAGUGGGUGCCUUGCAGGGAGUGAGUGGGGCAGCCGAAAUGAAGAGAGACAGGAGGGCCCCAAUUUAGUGCAGCCCCGUUUUCUGUCCAGAGAGAGGAGCAUCAUUUCCCCCACCGACCCUCCAGCUGAAGGAAGGAGACCCCCCAGGACUUGCGGAGGGGCUAAACUGGUUGUGGUACUCCCCCCAGCAGUUCUCCCUGCAUUGCCUACAGGCAGAAUCUGUCAGAAAGGGAUCUUGUGGCCAUGCUGGAACCUGACUUGAAUUAUAUUCCAAAUAAGGAGGGGCAAACCUUGGCAGGUCUUCAGGCAGGAAGAAGUCCCAGCACCCUCCCUCCUGUGAGAAAUGGGGGAUUGAUGAAGGGAACUGUGGAGCACAUUCAGGACGAGUCCUCUCACAGCUCAGGCAGACGAUGCCAGUGUUUCAGGCAGUUCUGCUACGAAGAAGCCGAGGGCCCCCGAGAAGCUUGCUCCCGACUCCAUGAUCUUUGCCGUCAGUGGUUGAAGCCCGAACAGAACACAAAAGCUCAGAUCCUGGACCUGGUCAUCCUGGAGAAGCUCCUGACCAUCCUUCCCUCCGAGAUAUCCAGCUGGGUGAGAGACUGUGGAGCAGAAACGAGUUUCCAGGCGGUGGCCCUGGCCGAAGGCUUUCUUCUGAGACAGCAGGAAGAGCGGCAGGACUUGUCUGCAGAGGAGACCAUUGACACUUGGAAACUACGGAAGGCCGCACAUGACACCACAGAGAAGCCACUGUCCAGGCGGAUCGUGUUGGAAGAAGACGGAGGUGGCACUUCACUGGGAGAUGGACCUCAAAUGCCGGCACAACUUAGCCGUACGUCUCUUCUUUGCUGUUCAACAGGAGAAGUUUCUGUGCAACUGGCUCAGGUGACCUUUGAGGAGCUGGCUGUGCAUUUCACCAAGGGGGAGUGGGCCCAGCUGGAUUGGGACCAGCGAUCCUUGCACAGGGAAGUCAUGCUAGAGAAUUAUGGGAUGGUGGCCUCUCUCGGCGGUGAUGAAUGGGAGAAUAAAAAUGAAGGAACACUGUACAAAGUGCUGCUGGAAAGGCCGAGAUCUAAAGAGAGGGGAGAGCGGAAUGAAAAAAUAUGUGUUGAAGAGAAAAGGAAGAAGACAUCACCUGCUUUUCCAGCUGGUGAGGCCAUUGAAAUUCCAGGACAAGAAAAAAUAGAUCAAGACAGAGGAGGCCUUGCAGGUGGAGAACAGAUUGAGUGGCAAUCCGGUCUUCGUGCUCACGACCACAAAGAGGAAAUAACACAUAAAUGCCAGUGGAAGGGAGAAAACAUUCAGUGGGAUACACAGCCCAGAAGCCAUGGCAAAAUCAUAGGUGAGCAACUGGUUAAAUGCCUGGAAGGUGAAAAGAGCUUCGGUCAGAAAGCACAUCUCAAGAGUCACCAAACUCUUCACACGUGGGAAAAACAGUAUAAAUGCCUCGAGUGUGGAAAGAGUUUCAGCCAGAAGAAAAAGCUCACUGCCCAUCAGAAAACUCACACAGGAGGAAAACCAUAUAAAUGUCCAGAGUGCGGGAAGAUGUUCAGUCAGCAAUCGUAUCUCAAGAGACACCAAAUGAUGCACGCACGAGAGAAUCCAUAUAAAUGUCUGGAGUGUGGGAAAAGCUUCAUACGGAGCUCAGUCCUCACGAAACAUCAAAUUAUUCAUACAGGUGAAAAACCAUAUAAAUGCCAGGAGUGUGGAAGAAGCUUUACUGAGAAGGGAAACCUAAGGAUACAUCAGAGGAAGCACACAGGAGAACAGCCAUAUACGUGCCCGCAGUGUGGGAAGAGGUUUAGUCAGAAACAAAACCUUAAUGUUCAUCGAAGGAUCCACACAGGAGAGAAACCGUAUAAAUGCCUGGUGUGUGAAAUGAGCUUCUCUUACCGAACAAUCCUCACGAAACAUCAAAUUAUUCAUACAGGUGAAAAACCAUAUAAAUGCCAGGAGUGUGGAAGAAGCUUUACUGAGAAGGGAGCCCUUAUGAGCCAUAAGAGAGUCCACACAGGAGAGAAACCUUAUCAAUGUCAGGAAUGUGGAAAAUGUUUUGCUCAGAAAUCAGAACUUGUCAGGCAUCAGAAGGUUCACACAGGAGAGAAACCCUACAAAUGCCAGGAAUGUGGGAAGUGUUUUUCUGAUAAAUCAAAUCUUGACCAGCAUCAGAGAGUGCACACAGGAGAAAAGCCCUACAGAUGUCAGGAGUGUGGCAAAUGUUUUGCUCGGAGGUCGCACCUUGUGACACAUCACAAAGUCCACACAGGAGAGAAACCCUUCAAAUGCCAGCAGUGUGGGAAAUGCUUUCCUUGCAAUCCGCAACUUCUUACACACCAGAGAGUACACACAGGAGAGAAACCCUACAAAUGCCAGGAAUGUGGGAAAAUCUUCAACUGUAAUGCAAGCCUUGCUCUCCAUGAAAGAAUACACACAGAGGGGAAAAAUUUUGAAUGCGGCGAAUGUGGAAAAACCUUCAGGUUGAAGAAAUGCCUGAUUUCUCAUCAAAGAAUUCAUACUGGGGAGAAGCCGUUUCAGUGCUUUGAUUGUGGGAAGAGCUUCAUUCGUUCCUCACAUCUUACGAGCCACCAAAGAAUCCACACGGGGGAGAAACCCUUUCCGUGCCUAGAGUGCGGGAAAAGGUUUGCCCGGCAUGAUUAUCUCACUCUCCAUAAAAAAGCGCACACAAGCGAGCAACCAUUCAAAUCUGACUCCUUUACUUGCUUGGACUGUGGGAAGCGCUUCAAUUGGAGGUCACAACUGAUAGCACACCAAAGAAUUCAUACGGGAGAGAAGCCAUUUAAGUGUUCAGAGUGUGGAAAGAGCUUCAGUCAGAGCUCAUACCUGAUGAUGCAUAAAAGAAUUCAUCGAGGGGAAAAGCCGUUCAAGUGCUUAGAAUGCGGGAAAGGCUUCUAUUACAGCUCAAAACUAAUGUACCACCAAAGAACCCACACCGGUCUGAAACCGUUUCCAUGCUUGGAGUGUGGAAAGAGCUUUAGUCAAAACUCAACUCUUACGUCACACCAAAGAAUCCACACUGGCGAGAAGCCGUAUUCGUGCCUGGAGUGUGGAAAGAGCUUCACCAUGAAAAAAGGUCUGAUAUGCCAUCAAAGAAGCCACACUGAGGAGAAACCAUACAGUUGCUUGGUAUGUGGAAAGAGUUUCCGUCAGAAGGCACACCUGAAGUCCCACCAAAUCGUUCAUAUGGAGGAGACACCGUAUAAAUGCCUGGAGUGUGGUAAAAGCUUCAGUCGGAGCUCCAUCCUCACUAGACACCAAGUUGUUCACAGAGGCGAACAGAUAUACAAAUGCCAAGAGUGCGAGAAAUGUUUUACCAAGAAGAGAAGCCUAACAAUGCAUCGAAGGAAACACUCGGCUUGCGGAAGUAGCUUUGGUCCAAGUUCACACCCAGUAACUCGUACAGGAGAGAAAUCAUUUCAGUGUUUGGAAUGUGGGAAAAAUUUCAGUCGGAAGAUCCACCUCACUAACCAUCAAGCGGUGCACACGGGAGAAAGACCAUUUCAGUGCCCCGAGUGUGGGAAAAGCUUCAGUCGGUCCUCACAACUGAUAACUCACAGGCGAAUUCACACUGGGGAGAAGCCGUAUCAAUGCUUGGAGUGCGGAAAGAGUUUUAGUCAUCCCUCACACUUUAGGAGCCACCAAAGAAUCCACACAGGGGAGAAACCAUUUUCAUGCUUGGUGUGUGGAAAAAGUUUUGCUCGGAAGGAUUAUCUUACUUUGCAUCAAAGAAUCCACACAGGGGAGAAACCAUUUCGGUGCAUGGAGUGCGGAAACAGAUUUAUUAGGAAAGAGAACCUUAUUUCCCAUCAAAUGAUGCAUAAGAUGGUGGGAGAGAUUGUUUAAAAGUGUGAAAUGAGAGCAGAGUUUCACAGAGGGCUGAGCUGAUGUCCAGGAAUUCACACGAGUUAGGAUACCCAUCUAACUAAUAAGAAUGAGUUUUUUGUCAGUAAGAAAAUUGGAAGAGAUUUUUUUAAACUGAGAAUUCAUUCUUGCUUUACAGAAAAUGUUCAGAUUGUUCACCUCUUAAAAUGACACUAGCUUCUGAGAAAUGGCUAGUCAGGUGGAGCUGAAAAUAAUUUGAUAGUAGAUAACAUUUUCGAUUUGGAAGCAGCUCAGAAUUAAUGUGUAUAUUGAAUGGAAGCAAACAAGUUCACAAAUCAUUUUGAGGUAAUAUAUAUCAGCUGGAAUCCUACUGGUGUUCAUGUAACUUUUAUGUAGCUUGUUGUCGCUAAUCAGCAAGGUGCAGGACUGUGUCAGUCAAAUACGUGGUCAAAAGUUCUGACACUUUGUGAAUUAGCAGCAAUUAGCUGUGGUAAAUUAAGCAUGGGAACACCGAUAGGAUUCUAGACAGUAACAGCUGACAGUAACAGCUGUCAGUAAUUGGUUGGCAAUAUGGUCUGUGUAAUUUCUGAGGAAAAAGCCGUCUGUAGUUAUGCCUGCAGAAGACAGGCAGAUGACGUGGCUUUCAGUGGUUUCUGGCAAUUAAUGAGUCUCCACUUGGAUUUUUGAGCAUGCGGCAACCCACUAGACUGGCACAUGCCCAGAAGUCCAAGCAGUGAUGUGUCAAUUGCUGUUGAGA
Pogona vitticeps (central bearded dragon) is the source of this 4615-nucleotide messenger RNA. Lineage: Eukaryota; Metazoa; Chordata; Lepidosauria; Squamata; Agamidae. The record is from RefSeq and is a predicted model, not a curated record.